AUGCGAUCUCAGCGGCGGAGACAAGCACUGCCGUCGCUGCUGGGAUGGACUCUGCGUGUGAGGUUAACGCAGGGGACAAGGCCGUCGACAGUGAGUCCAGCGACGCCCGGCACGACUUUGACCCGGGGAGGCGGCAGCGUGCGCAGCCGCAAGGCAGGUCCGGAAGAAGGGACGAGGUGGCGGGCAGGGAGCACCGCGGAAAGUCGAUGGAAGCGGCGGAGUCGGUUGCGCGGGCAAUGUACGUCGGCUGAGAGAGAACGGGGAAGGCGGUCGCCGUCUCUUGAUGAGAGGAAGUCUGGUAGUCUCUUUCACGACAGUGUGGACAGGCAGAGGGAGAAAGUGGAUGUAGAGAGCAAGAGAGAACGGGGAAAGCGGCCACGGUCUCUUGAUGAGAGGGCUUCAACUAAGUCCAAACCAGACACUACCCUACAAAAAUCACUGCCUGCUAGUUCAAAGCCAGAAACAGAGCAAGCCAAAACUUUAAACAAUUCUAAACCAGGGACUACCCCACAGAUAUCACAGACUGUGACUUCCAAACCAGAAAUAGAGCAAGCCAAAGUUCAAACCAAGUCUAAAUCAGAGAGUACCUCACAGAUAUCACUGCCUGCUAGUUCAAAACCAAGAACAGAGCAAGCCAAAGCUUCAACUAAGUCCAAACCAAACACUACCCCACAAAACUCACUGCCUGCUAGUUCAAAGCCACAAACAGAGCAACCCAAAGCUCCAACUAAUGCACAAUCAGAGAGCACCACACAGACAUCAUUACCUUCUAGUACAAAACCAGAAGCAAAGCAAGCCAAAGCUCAUAACAAGUCUAAGCCAGAGACUACCUUGCAGAUAUCACUGACUGCUACUUCCAAACCAAAAACAGAGCAAGCCAAAGCUCUAAAUAAGUCCAAACCAGAGGUUACCCCACAGAAACCACUGCCUACUAGUUCAAACCCAGAAACAAAGCAAGCCAAAGCUCCUAACAAGUCCAAACCAGAGUCUACCUCGCAUAUAUCACUGCCUGCUAGUUCAAAACCAAGAACAGAGCAAACCAAAACUUCAACCAAGUCCAAACCAGAGACUACUCGAGAUAAAUCGCUGCCUGCUAGUUCCAAACGAGAAACAGAGCAAACCAAAGCUCUAAAUAAGUCCAAACCAGAGAUUACCCCACAGAAAUCACUGCCUGCUGGUUCAAAGCCAGAAACAACACAAGCCAAAGCUCAUACGUUUAAACCAGAGUCUACCCCACAGGUACCACUGGCCACAACUGCAAAACCAAUGACAGCGCAAACAAAACUGCCAACCAAGUCCAAAUCAAGUACUGGCCAGACAUCGCUGCUUUCUAGUACAAAGCCAGAAACACAGCAACCGAAAGCUCUGAAUAAGGGCAAACAAGAGACUACCCCACAGAAAUCACUGCCUACUAGUUCAAAGCCAGAAACAAAACAAGCCAAAACUCCUAACAAGUUCAUACCAGAGAUUACCCCACAGAAAUCGCUGCCUGCUAGUUCAAAGCUAGAAACAAAACUGGCCAAAGCUUCUAACAAGUCUAAACCAGAGGCUACCCCACAGAAAUCACUGCCUACUAGUUCAAAGCCAGAAACAGAGCAAGCCAAAGCUCCAACUAAAUCACAAUCAGAGAGUACCUCACAGACAUCACAGACGGCUAGUUCAAAACCACAAACAGAACAACCCCAAGCUCCAACAAAGUCAAAAUCAGACAGUACAAGACAGGCAUCGCUGUCUUCUACUACAAAGCCAGACGUAAAACCUCUCAAAGCUCGGAAUAAGUCCAAACCAGAGAGUACGAAACGUUCUUCACUACCAAACCACUCCAGUUCAAAACCAGAAACCAGUCAACACAAAGCUCCUGUCAAGUCAAAAUCAGAAAGUACCCCACAGCCACCACAGCCUGCUACUUCAAAACUGGGAACAAAGCAAGCCAAUGAACCAACCAAGUCCAAAUCUGAAAGUACAUCACAGAACUAUGAAUUAAUUCAAUGCGUGCCGCCGUCUCGAACCAUGUGGUCCGGAGCUUCCCAGGUGCCCCACGAGCGCAGACGGAAGGACCAGUGGCAUGACCCCCCGGGAGACGAUCGCAGCUACAUGAGACCGACUUCCCAGCACUCCUUCGACGAUGAAGACUUCACCGGGAAUUCUGGAAAUUUCUUGCCCGAGCCAGCACUCCCCGAUCGCGGGCAGGGAUUCAGGAGAGGCGGCCGCGGCGGAGGAGCAUCGGGGAAACGGCGUGGGAGGUGGCAGCGAGGAGCGUCGAAAGGUGACCGAGGCGGCGCGUGGGGCGGCAGCAACCAGCCGCUGCAGCCGGCCUGGCAGCAGAACCAGAGUUGUCGUGAGGCAAACUUUAACGAUGAAGGUGACGUGUGGAAUGCGCUCCGGGCCGCGAACAAUGGCGCGUCGAAUCUCGGUGAUCGGCCGUGCAACGACGAACGACGUCGGCAACCCUGGCAGAAUCGUCGAGGCACGCAGGGCUAUAACCGCGGCGGCGACGGUCGAUGGAGCGAUCAGGGGGCGUGCGAGAACAUCAGGAACAAUCUGCUGGGCAUGGUGGGAGAUGUCUGUCAGGACGAAUGGCGGCAACACUUGUGGCAAAACUCCGCCGCAAUGAAUUCGUUGAACCGAGGCAACUGGAUGGGCGAACGGACGUGGGACGCUUCCCAAGGAAACACCGUAGACCUCGGAUUGAACAAGCGGGAACUUUUGUGGGAGACCGUGCGAGAGGGCGCGGCGGCAUGUAGCCGCGGCGACGGACGUCCGGCAUGGCAAUGCGGCGGCGGCGCGUCGAAUGCUCGGCGUAGUCGUCACGACGAUUUCCAUCACCGACCGCAACACGUACCCACGGACGUCUCGCCACUUAAGGGAGGAGGUAGAAGCGGAGGAGGAGGCAGAGGCAGAGGCGGAGCCAAAGGCGGAGCCAAAGGCGGACGGGGAUGCGACUACAGCGGCGGAGACAAGCAGCUGCCGUCGCUGCUGGAUGGACUCUGGAUGUGGGUUAACGCAGGGGACAAGGCCGUCGCAGUGAAGUCCAGCGACCCCGGCACGACCUUGACCCGGGGGAGAGGUCGGCACGUGCGCAGCCGCAGCAGGUCCGUAAGAAGGGCGACGAGUGCGGGCAGGGAGCACCGCGGAAAGUCGAUGGAAGCGGCGGAGUCGGUUGCCGGGCAAUGUACGUCGGCUGAGAGAGAACGGGGAAGGCGGUCGCCGUCUCUUGAUGAGAGGAAGUCUGGUAGUCUCUUUCACGACAGUGUGGACAGGCAGAGGGAGAAAGUGGAUGUAGAGAGCAAGAGAGAACGGGGAAAGCGGCCACGGUCUCUUGAUGAGAGGGUGUCAAGCGGUCUUUCUCACGACAGUAGGGACAGGCAGAGAGAGAAGGUGGAGGCUGAGAGUGCAACGAAAUCGGAGAAUGCCCCACAGAUAAUGCGAUCUCACUGUUCAAAGCCCGAAACUGUAAAUACGAGGAUACACACGAAGUGUGCAGCAGAUGAAACCCCACAACCAUCACUACCUGUAGGUUCAAAGUCAGAAACAAAGCAGCAUGAGGCUCCGACUCAAUCUACCUCAGCGUGUAUUCCAAAAACUUUACUGCCAGCAAGUUCCAAGCCGGAAACCAAGCAAUCUGAGUCGUCAACUAGACGUGAACCAGUCAAUGCUCCACAGACCUCACUGCCUACUUGUUCAGAGGCAAAAACACGACAAGCCAAGGCCCCAGUUAAGUCUACAUCAGUCAGUAGCCAACAGGUAUCACUGCCUGCUAGGUCAGAACCAGCAACAAACCAACCCAAAGCUCAAGCCAAGUCUAAAUCAGAGACUACCACACAGAUAUCACAGCCUGCUACUUCAAAACCAAAAACAGUGCAAGCCAAAGCUCAAACCAAGUCUAAAUCAGAGAGUACCUCACAGAUAUCACUGCCUUCUAGUACAAAGCCAGAAGCAAAACAACCCAAAGCUCCAAAUAAGUCUAAACCAGAGACUACCCCACAAAUAUCACUGCCUGCUAGUUCAAAGCCAGAAACAGAGCAUGCCAAAGCUUCAACUAAGUCCAAACCAGACACUACCCUACAAAAAUCACUGCCUGCUAGUUCAAAGCCAGAAACAGAGCAUGCCAAAGCUUCAACUAAGUCCAAACCAGACACUACCCUACAAAAAUCACUGCCUGCUAGUUCAAAGCCAGAAACAGAGCAUGCCAAAGCUUCAACUAAGUCCAAACCAGACACUACCCUACAAAAAUCACUGCCUGCUAGUUCAAAGCCAGAAACAGAGCAUGCCAAAGCUUCAACUAAGUCCAAACCAGACACUACCCUACAAAAAUCACUGCCUGCUAGUUCAAAGUACCACUGGCCACAACUGCAGAAAGCGCAAUUGACAGGCGCAACACACAACUCCAAACCUAAGUCCAAAUCAAGUAACUCGGGCGCGCAGACAUUCGCCUGGCGUGCUCUAGUACAACAGCCAGAACACAGCACACUCUUCGAAAGCUUCUGA
Messenger RNA from Priapulus caudatus, 4488 nucleotides. RefSeq lists its product as uncharacterized. The record is from RefSeq and is a predicted model, not a curated record. Lineage: Eukaryota; Metazoa; Priapulida; Priapulimorpha; Priapulimorphida; Priapulidae. The transcript is spliced from 5 exons. Bases 1 to 4488 code for a protein of 1495 amino acids.